This is a messenger RNA of Penicillium arizonense, 1968 nucleotides long. RefSeq names its product fungal specific transcription factor domain-containing protein. The record is from RefSeq and is a predicted model, not a curated record. Gene Ontology annotation, biological process: DNA-templated transcription. Bases 1 to 1968 code for a protein of 655 amino acids. Gene Ontology annotation, molecular function: zinc ion binding; DNA binding. The transcript has 4 exons. Gene Ontology annotation, cellular component: nucleus. NCBI's taxonomy places the organism in Eukaryota, Fungi, Ascomycota, Eurotiomycetes, Eurotiales, Aspergillaceae.
AUGGCUGAUGAGCGCAAGAAAAUCGAGGGUGCAGUGGCUCGACCAAUCCGCCACCCUGACUUCAAACCACUUUCGCUGACGUUGCGAACGAACGAUGCAGAGAAUCGUCCAUGUGAUAUGGGAGAGACGCCAGGAACGUGUUUGCUGGGUCGACCAACCGACGCCGAACCACCGUCCGAUAAAGCUUCCAUCUUGACCUCCCUCGUCCCUCCCCAGCACUUACUGUCUCAUCUGGUGGAAAUAUUCUUCGACCUCGUGCACCCCCAAAUGCGAGUCCUCCACCGACCCUCCUUUCUUUUGUGGAUAGAAAGCGGCAAUUUCAUCUCGGAGCCUGACUCCAUCCUCCUCAUUCUUACCAUCUCCGCGCUGGCUGCUAGAUUCUCCGAUCGACCCGAGGUAGACCUCUUCGACCGUAUGCUUCUGAGUGGGUCCUCUUCGACCCAAAACAAUCAAGUUGACUCACGCUUCAAGUGCAGCAAACGCUGCCAGCGAGGAAAGGGUUUCCUGACCCAAGCCAACCAACUUUUCCAUCGCGAAGCCUUGCGAAUGGAAAAGCUAGAGCUCGAGAUAGGAACCCCUCAGAAACCAACAAUUCGAUUUAUCCAAGCGACUACCUUGUUGAGCUUCGGCGAAAUCACAGAGACACUCAGUAGCCGCGCGUAUUCCCUCGUCUCGGCAGCCGUCCGAUUGGCCUACGACUAUGGCUUGGAUGAGAUCGAUUGUGAUCGCAUGCAGCUGAGUUUCGAGCCAAGCGAUCAUCGGGCCGAAUGUGUCAAGAAGGAAGAGCUUCGUCGCGUCUGGUGGGCUAUUUCCGACAUGGAGAAUUUCAUUUGUGUAGUCAAGUGCCGACCUCGCCUGAUCGAUUGGAGUCGAUGCAAGACAAGGCUUCCUUGCGAUGAUGUGGACUGGUUUGAGGGUCAUGAAGUGCCUUCGUCUUUCUUACCUGCGAGUGUCUACGACUUGCGCACCUCGCUAGACCUUCCAGCGCACAUUUCGGUCAUGGGGCAGCGAAUCUUAGUUAUGCAUCUGUUCGCCAACUUAGCCUAUCUUGCGGCUAGCAACGAUCAUGUAGAUGGCUGGCAUGAUUCCAUCUCGGCAAUUGAAGAAUGCCUCGCAGCCUGGAAACCAAAUAUGGCCCAAAGGGUCGAAUCAGGACAGACUGUUGAACCAGUUGAGGGUUUCUCAAAUGACGCUCUCAUGGCCUACUUGGUCCUUCAAACUGCCGAAAUUGUCAUGUGCAAUAUCAGAAUGUUCAAAAACGCGACCCCGGGCAAUCUUUUCACUUACUAUCAAGAUCUCUCCAAGGAACGCUCAACUAUGGGAAUACCAUUUGCUAACCAUCCGAGGCACAAGACACCCGAAUCUCGAGCAUUCUCAAAAGCACUUUACGUAUCGGAUGUUAUUUGCUCAACCAUCCGUGAUCAACCUACGGACUCUAUGGGUCCAUUCUUUUUCAUCGCACCUCUUCUGUGGGCACCGGCAUGUCUCCAGUUGUUGGUCAAAUCUUCCACAGCCGCUUGGCCGGAGCUGAUGGAAAGAGCGUCGCUUUCCUUGAGGAUCCUCACUAUGAGGAUGGAGCAGUGUGCUGAGUUUUGGGGGUUGGGACUCUUCUAUCUGGCUUCUUUCUCGCAAUUCGAGAAAAAGUUGACCAGAGACCCGCAAGGCGAAGGCUCUCCUAUCUCGAGGCAUCAAUACUUUCCUGACUUUCUUGAUGCUUCGUUUCUACGUGAGCUCUCGUCGAUCUAUUAUUUGGAUGAUGUCUUAACUGGCCUCCCCCGAGAUGGAGGCGUUGAAAUAGAACAGCAUGAAGGAUCAACUAAUUUGCAUGACCUUCUGAUGCAGUCGAAUGCUUUGCCGGUAAGCUCCGACGGGCUGCUAGGCUAUAUGGACAAUUUCAACUGGAUGGAGAUUAACUGGGAAGAGAUGAGCAGUUGGGUGGCAACAGAAUCGGAACUUACUGGUCUGUAG